Molecule: messenger RNA, 5128 nt
Organism: Colossoma macropomum (tambaqui)
Lineage: Eukaryota; Metazoa; Chordata; Actinopteri; Characiformes; Serrasalmidae
Product: NACHT, LRR and PYD domains-containing protein 12-like
Exons: 13
Coding region: 1-3645 (1214 amino acids)
Molecular function (GO): protein binding
Source: RefSeq, a predicted model, not a curated record
AUGGUGGAGAGACGGCCGAUGGGCACGUCGUCUGAGUCUGGACGAGCACGCCGGCUCUCUUUGCUCUUUUUUUUUCCCCUGCGUCUUCAGACGGGUGCGGUGUCCGGCGGUGCCCAGAUGAGUGGCGCCUCUUCCAGUGUUAGCAAACAAGGAUCGGCGUUAUUGAACGCAAGUCCGGUUUCCGAGUGCGGGUUGAGUUCCUGCUGUAAUGCGUCCGGAUUCUCUGUUCCUGACCCAGAAGAACCUCAGUUAAUCAGAGCGGGUCCUAUGAAACCAGACCAAACGCCAAAAUACAAACUCGACCUGAUGUGUACAGGAAGUCUGCCUCGGUACGGCUCAGCGUCAGCGUACUCUCAGUCUACAGCUUCACCGCUGAUGACCAGAGGUGUGUUUGAUCAGGCAGGCACUGACGUCAUCUCAUGUCCUCUAGUAGCUGUGUAUCAUUGUGAGUUCCAGGACAUGCCCUGGAAGGGGCGCUCUCUGGGCCGUUGUGCUGUGGUGGGCAGUGGUGGAUCUACUCAACAGUGGCUGUGGAAGAGAAUCGACAGUGAGCAGAUUUUUGUCAUCAGUGUUCAAAAGGAAAAAUCAAAAGUCUCCAGCAGGCAUAAUUUGGAUUCCAUAUUUAAGGAUUUGGAGCACAAAAUAAUCUCUCUGGUGAAGAAAGAGCUGAAGAGGUUCAAGAAGCUGCUGAGUGCAGAUUACCCAGCAUGCUCUGAGAGAGAGGUGGAGGAUGAGGAGGAUCAGAGCAGUUCCAGAGAGGGGGUGCUGAAGAUCACACUGAACAUGCUGAGGAACAUGGAGCAGAUAGACCUCGCUAACACACUACAGAGCAAGCUGAUCCCUGCACAUCAGAAAAAAAUACAAAUGAACCUGAUGGAGAAAUAUAUGAGAAUUAAUGAAGGCAUCUCACAUCAUGGAGGAUCAACCCUUCUGAAUGAGAUCUACACAGAGCUCUACAUCACAGAGGGAGGGAGUGGAGAGGUCAAUGAUGAACAUGAGGUCAGACAGAUUGAGGCAGCAUCCAGGAGACCAGCAACACAGGAGAAACCCAUCAAAUGCAAUGACCUCUUUAAAGACAGACCCAUCAGAACUGUGCUGACUAAAGGAGUUGCUGGAAUUGGAAAAACAGUCUCUGUGCAGAAGUUCAUUCUGGACUGGGCUGAAGGAAAAGCAAACCAGGACAUCCACUUCAUAUUUCCACUUCCUUUUAGGGAGCUGAACUUGAUGAAGGAGAAAAACUUCAGUCUGAUUAAACUUCUGAAUUGCUUUUUCCCAGACAGAAAAUCAUUACAAUCAAUAGACUUUGUUUCUUACAAAGUCAUGUUUAUAUUUGAUGGUUUGGAAGAGUGUCGACUUCCUCUAGAUUUCCAGAACAAUGAGAGCUUUUGGGAUGUAACACAUUCAGCCUCAGUGGAUGUGCUGCUGACAAACCUCAUCAAGGGGAAUCUGCUUCCCUCUGCUCUCCUCUGGAUAACCUCUCGACCAGUAGCAGCCAACCAGAUCCCUCCUGAGUGUGUUGACCUGGUAACAGAGAUACGAGGGUUCAGUGACCCUCAGAAAGAGGAGUACUUCAGGAGGAGAAUCAGUGACCAGAGCCUGGCCAAUAAAAUCACCUCCCACAUGAAGUCCUCAAGAAGCCUCUACAUCAUGUGCCACAUCCCAGUCUUCUGCUGGAUUGCAGCCACUGUUCUAGAGAGAGUGUUGGGUGGAGCAGAGAGUGGAGAGAUCCCCAAGACUCUGACUCAAAUGUUCUCACACUUCCUGAUCUUUCAGAUCAAACUCAAGGACCAAAAGUACCAUGGAAAAUGUGACUCUGAUCCUCAGCAGACUAGAGAGAUGAUUCUGGCACUGGGAAAACUGGCUUUUCAACAGCUGGAGAAAGGUAAUCUGAUCUUCUAUGAGGAAGACCUGAGAGAGUGUGGCAUUGAUGUCAGAGAAGUGUCAGUGUACUCAGGAGUUUGUACCCAGAUCUUCAGAGAGGAGUUUGGGCUGCACCUGGGGAAGGUGUUCUGCUUUGUGCAUCUGAGCAUUCAAGAGUUUCUGGCUGCUUUAUAUGCAUUUCUCUCCUUUAUCAGCAGAGAUGGAACAAAUCAGCUGACCACUGAUCUCUCUGAUAUUUUUAGAAAGCCCAAAAUGUCAGACUUCCUCAGGUCUGCAGUGGACAAAGCCUUACAGAGUGAGAAUGGACACCUGGAUCUUUUCCUCCGCUUCCUUCUGGGCCUCUCACUGGAGUCCAAUCAGACUCUCUUACGAGGUCUACUGACACUGACAGGAAGCAGCUCUCACAGCACAGAGGAAACAGCCCAGUACAUCAAGGAGAAGAUCGGGGAGAAUCCCUCUCCAGAGAAAUCCAUCAAUCUGUUCCACUGUCUGAAUGAACUGAAUAGUAAUUUUCUAGUGCAGGAACUCCAGAAAUACCUGAACAGAAGAGAUUAUUUUAGUCUCCGAGGACUCUCUCUCUCUCCUGCCCAGUGGUCGGCUCUGGUGUUUGUGUUGCUGAACUCAGAAAAAGAGCUUGAUGUGUUUGACCUACGUAAAUAUGGCAGAUCAGAGGAAUAUCUUCUGCGGUUGCUGUCAGUGGUCAAAGCAUCAAGAAAAGCUGUUCUUUUUGACUGUAGCCUCACAGAGAAAAGCUGUGCAGCUCUGUCCUCAGUUCUCAGUGCAAACUCCUCAUGUCUGAGAGAACUGGACCUGAGUAACAACAAACUGCAGGAUUCAGGAGUGGAGCUGAUCUUAGCUGGGCUGGAGAAUCCACACUGUAAACUGGAAAUACUGGAACUGUGUAGGUGUAAUCUCACAGAGAAAAGCUGUGCAGCUCUUUCCUCAGCUCUCAGCUCAAACUCAAGUCUGAGAAAACUGGACCUGAGUAACAACAAACUGCAGGAUUCAGGAGUGGAGCUUCUCUCUGCUGGACUGAAGAAUCCACACUGUAAACUGGAGAUACUGAAAUUGGAAUGCUGCAGAAUUUCAAAGAAGGGAUAUGCUGCUCUGGCUUCAGCGCUUAAAUCAAACCCCUCUCACCUGAGAGAGCUGAACUUAAACUCUAAUAAACCAGGACAGUCAGGAAUGAGUGUUCUCGUUAGUCUACUGGAGGAUCCACGUUGUAAAUUAGAAAAACUAAACAUGUGUAACUGUAAUCUCACAGAGAAAAGAUGUGCAGCUCUGUUAUCAGUUCUCAGCUUCUCAGGUUUGAGAGAACUGAACCUGAGUAACAAUAAACUGCUGCAGGAUUCAGGGGUGAAGCUGCUUUCAGCUGGACUGCAGAAUCCACACUGUAAACUGGAGACACUGAAGCUACGUGGUUGUAAUAUCACAGAGAACAGUUGUGCAGCUCUGUCAUCAGCUCUCAGCUCUUCAAAUCUAAGAGAACUCGACCUGAAUAACAAUGAACUGCUGGAUUCAGGAGUGAAGCUGCUGUGUGCUGGACUGAAGAAUCCACACUGUAAACUGGAAAUACUGGGGCUGUGUAAAUGUAAAAUUACAGUUGAGGGCUGUACUGCUCUGGCUUCAGCUCUAAAAUCAAACCCCUCCUCCCACCUGAGAAAAUUUAAUCUAAACUGUAAUAAUCCAGGAGAGUCAGGAGUGAAGCUGCUCUCUGACCUACUGAAGGAUCCACACUGUAAACUGGAUGAAUUAGACAUCUGAACACCAUCCAGCUGAUCUGCUCUCACACACAGAGGGUUGGAAAGGAUGAAGUCUUAGUACAAACACACAGUAUACAGUUCGACAUGGGUGUCUGAUUUUGCAUCAAAGUGAAGGAGCAACUGUGAGAGGGUCAAAGUGAAAAGGGUACAAAUUUAUUAAUUAAAUGCAACAUUAUUAAGACAAAAUGAUUUUUAAAGUUAGAGACAGAAUUACUAGUUGCAUAUUUUACUAUACCACAUCACUGCAUGCCAUCUAAAAUUAGAAACUGUCAAUUUCAAGCAUUCCAAAAUGAAAAUGUCAUAUUCAAAGAAAACUUUGCUUUUUAAGGUGUAUCCUAGACAGGGUCAUCGGAACCACAGUGGAGAGCGGGCAUUCGCCCCUACCACUUUUCAAAGAACUGUGCCGAUGCCCCACUACUUUUUGAGUUCAGUUUGUGCAUGAAAAAAAAUGAAGCGCUGAUCAGCAUGAACAGGCAGGGUAAACCUGAGUGGCAGAGCCAAUCAGAAUCUCCAUUUCAGCUGGGAGUUGCUUUCAGACCCCCAAUAAUAUCUGUUUGCAGAGCUGCAGAGCCACAGUUUUAUGCCAGUAGCUUCACUCCAGCAGGUUCAAAGCCAAUGGCAUUUAGUGCAUGCGCCCACGCUUGUUUUUAUUUUUAAUUAGGCUAAUCAAUAUUUCAGUUGUUUUGUGUGGGUUUCCAAUAAAUUUGUGAUGCAUUUGUGUUGGGCUAAUGUUGUAUUUUAAGUUUCAGGCUAAAACAGACUUUGGUUUGAAUGCAUAUAAAGAUAAGGUACAAGGUAAAUAUUGCCCAAACUGCAACUUAUUUAGACUGGGUAAGCUAAUGGGUUAUGUAGACAUAUAGCUCAAUUAACUUACCCUUAAUACGGGGGCUUUAUGUGUACACUUACAUUACAUGCGCAGGAAUAAAAUUUUACCUUAAGCAGCCUAAACUGAGCAUAAUAUUAAGCUUUUGGCUUAAAUAAACCAAUGUUUGAAUGUAUCCCUGCUGAAAAAAAACAUAGAAACCAUUGUGUGUCUCUUGGUUUCUGACAUUUUUGUAUUGUGUUUUGGCUUAUGGUUUAACCGGUUACCAGGGGUUGAUUCAUAUAUUGGUAACGAUCUCCCUUCCUGAAUGGUAAUGUUCAUAGCGGCACAUACAACCAGCACGAACAGUCACUGAUUACAUCAAAGACGUCACAAAUGGGGAGACCGGCAACUGGUUGAAAUAUGAAUGGGAACGCUCACAUGGCAUGUCCAACUGCACAUGCGUUCCACUGGCCUGAAACCACUGGAGUGAAACUGCGGGUGUAAAUCUGCAGAUCCUUCUCCUUGGACCUGCCUUGGUUAGUGUGAAUAUGUAGAUCACUUUUAGUUUGGUUUUGACAUGCAGCCACUCUACCUAUAUUCAGGCAGCACCAAACAGCUGAACCGUGCUAAUUCAUUAGGGAAUUCAACACCAGAGCAUAUUUUCCACUGCACAUUUUCU